GGUGCUGUGCUCUUCAGUUGCUUCGGUUCGGUUUCUUUCCUCAGAUCGUUUUUUACGGCGUGUGUGCGUUCUUUCCGCUGUUCUGUCGCACGGGUGCGUUGUGAAUCGUAAAAAAUAUAACAAAUCAGCAGUUUUUUCUUACUAGUUUGUCCCAAAGUGUAGUGAGUGUGUUCACUGUAGGAUGAAAACUUCCGAUUUCACCAUUUACCGUUAGAACGGCUUUUACCGUUGCCAACAACAUUUUCGGCGAUUCAGUACUGCGUUUCUUGGUCUAGAGAAAAAAAUCGAGUGUCAUACCAGCAAAUUGCGCGGAAUUUCGUUCAGGCGAUAACCUAUUAACCCGAAGCAAAGACGACAAGUGAAGAGACCCGUCGCACCUCCCGUUUUGCGCGUUGCCUGUAAGCAACUGAAAGUCAGCGCUGAGAACGAACGUGUUUGAAGUUUUGCAGUUAAUCCCAGCUCGAGAGCAGGGAGGAUGCUGUUAAGUUCCGUAGUCAAUUCAGACGCGGUUAUCAGUUGUAGAAGAACAGCGACAGUGAAAAAAGCAGCAGUAGCAGCAGCCAGUUUCGUCGAACUAACGACGCACAAUAAUCAUCCCACUAGCAGGUGUAACCCUUGGCGGUAUACCACUUCAUUCAUAGGAAGGAUGUACUAGAUAAAAGACAGGUGUGCUACUCAUUAUUGUCUUCUCGAAGUCUGAAUCAUUGAAGAAAAAAAACCGUGAUAAGACAAGUCAGCUGAUAAGCCAGGUGGAAACCUACCACAACAGUAACCAAUCAGCAGCCUUUUGGGGGAUCACCAGCGGCUAUUGAACUUCGGCCAUUGAUCGGCAUAGUUUAAAUUUUCACAUCAGACUAGGCCCACACCCCAGCAGUAGCGAUGCCCUGUAGUACUACAUUAAUAGACGUUAUCAAAUACCCACGGGCGCUGUUCCGGACGGUGUUCGUGCUAGUGAACAACAUGUACUGCGUACCGACAUAUCUGAUAUGGAUGUUCCUGCUGUUACCGUUGAAAAAAAUCCACGAGAGCUUCUACUACCAGAUAGAAGGUGUCCUGUUUCAUUGGUUACUGGCAAACGUAGCCAUGUGGUCCACCUCGGUGGGAUAUGACUUGGUCGAAUUGGGAGACGAUAUCGCCCCAGCACUGGACCAACGCACGUUGGUGAUAGCUAACCAUCAAAGUACAUCGGACGUACCCCUGCUCAUGGCUGCCUUCAACGCAAAACGGAACGUUGUGCCGAACAUCAUGUGGAUAAUGGAUAGGCUGUUUAAGUACACCAAUUUUGGUGCAGUCAGUUUGAUGCAUAGGGAUUUUUUUAUUGCCUCGGGCAAAGCGAAUCGAGACAAAUCAAUAACGGAGCUUAAAAAACAUCUCAGAGAAUCAUACAUUCCUCGCGAACGGAAGUGGAUUGUGCUUUUCCCGGAAGGAGGAUUCCUGCGUAAAAGGAAGGAAGUGAGCCAAAGAUUUGCAGAAAAAAAUAACCUACCAGUAUUAACCAACGUUACCGUGCCACGUAUCGGCGCUAUGAAGGCUAUUAUCGAUGUGCUUGGUGCGCCACAGUCGCCUUGCCGGGGAGCUAACGCCAGCAGCGUUAACGUUGUUGUACAGAAGACUGCAGCGACGACUGACUGCGCUGCAGCAGCCGACUCGACUACAGAGGAAUCCCACAAUAUAAGCGAGGCCACGAAUCUGCUAGUGGCAACACCGGUCACAAUUCCUGUGGAACAACAGCUUCCCAAUCAGAACGCUAGCGCUGGUAACAACAACAACAGCAGCAGUACGGUAAUCAAUAGUGAAGCAAUAAUAACCGAUGACUGUGAUAAUUUUAAGGACUCACCAUUCACUAAGCUGAACGGAAAGCUAAGCGACUGUUUAGAAUACAUCUUGGACAUUACCAUCGGGUAUCCCAAUGGGAAACCACUAGACUUACCAAACAUUGUGCACGGACUCAGGAAGCCGUGCCAGACGUAUUUAUUCUAUAGGUUAUAUCGUAGUUCGGAGGUUCCCCGAGAUAACGAAUCUCUCACACGGUGGCUGUACGAUCGGUUCUUCGAGAAGGAGAAACUGCUGGAGGAAUUCUACCGCACCGGAAUGUUUCCGUGCGGUUCGUCGGCAACGAUACCGACCGUGGUGCAGCAGGAUUUUCUACGAUUCCUUCUGAUCCAUUUGUUCUUCAUUACCUCCAGCUAUGUCCACUAUCAGCUGAUUCUGAUGCUGAUUAAUUACUCGAAUGUCAUGUACGUGUCGUUGCUUAGCAACAGCUAAGUCCAUGCAUGUGCGUAGUUUGUGUAAAAAAAAAGAAUAACAAUAUACAAAGACUAACUUAAUAGGAAGGAAAUCUUAAACUGGUCACAGGAAGAAAAAAAAAUGCAGCAAAACAGUAAGCACGAGUGAACGUAAAAAGCGCAAAAAAUACAAGGGAUUUAUUCUUAUGAAACUAGCACACAAACUCGCUUGCAAACACGCAGAAAUAAUGGAGUUGAAAAAGAAAAAAAUAUGCAUACAGUUAGAGGUACCUCGUAUCCCAGUGUUCCUUUGGUGUAUAAAUUCAACGGUGCAACAAUGUUCAUUCACACAAACAAUUUUAGUCAAUAGAAGUCGUUUUUGUCACCUCAACAAACGGUCUGUGUGUGCGUGUGAAGUCCAACAAUCGUUUUUUUUUUAAUGUACACCCUUUACUAGUGGAUGGCAGUGAAAACUUGCAGCAGCUAAGCAAUAAGAAAAAAGACAACUAGCAAACUAACAGACCUAUACAAAACGGACGAACAAUACUGACCCCCUAAUGCAUGUGUUUCUAGUGUACACCCCCUUAAUUGUAAGAUAAUCGAAAACCCCGUAACCGGAGUAAUCCCCGAGUUAACGUGGCACGGUUAGCUCCCCAAACCAGCAGAACAAACAGGGGCUGGAUUUUAGUGAAUAAGAAGGUAAUCAACUAAAACUCGGUUGUUUUUAGUUUUAUUUUUAUUCAAUUAUCGAAUGUUUUUUUGUAAAUAUCUCGCUUACAAUUCGGGACACAAUCGGAUCGAUUUAAAACCAGCGGCAGGCCAAACGAAAUGAUUGUGGAGUACAGUGCAUGAGUUCUGUUCUAAAGCGCAGAAAGCUAUUAAAUGCCGGCCGUUAGUUUUGGCGCGCACAUUGCAGGGAUAAAUGUAGCACAACUGAAAUCAGUGAAAAAAAAGACAAGGAUAGUUUGUUGUCCUUGUUCCGCAACGGAAUAAAAACCGUUUUGUUCAGGUUGAUUUUCUCUUUACUAUCGUAGGACAGUUAGUUAAUUAAGCGCAUCAGGUAUCACGUAAGACAUGUUCCUUUUAAUUUGCUUUGAGAAAGUAAAUGCAAACUUGAAGAGAAUAAAGCGUCAUUCCCCCGUAGCAGUUUGUUUCACCGAAAACCUA
Messenger RNA from Wyeomyia smithii (pitcher-plant mosquito), 3392 nucleotides. RefSeq names its product acyl-CoA:lysophosphatidylglycerol acyltransferase 1-like. Gene Ontology annotation, molecular function: acyltransferase activity. The record is from RefSeq and is a predicted model, not a curated record. Gene Ontology annotation, cellular component: endomembrane system. The coding region runs from base 880 to 2265 and encodes 461 amino acids. NCBI's taxonomy places the organism in Eukaryota, Metazoa, Arthropoda, Insecta, Diptera, Culicidae. The transcript is spliced from 8 exons.